Messenger RNA from Lolium rigidum, 1171 nucleotides. Its product is annotated as splicing factor U2af small subunit B-like. The transcript is spliced from 2 exons. Gene Ontology annotation, biological process: mRNA splicing, via spliceosome. Bases 110 to 970 code for a protein of 286 amino acids. Gene Ontology annotation, cellular component: spliceosomal complex; U2AF complex. The record is from RefSeq and is a predicted model, not a curated record. NCBI's taxonomy places the organism in Eukaryota, Viridiplantae, Streptophyta, Magnoliopsida, Poales, Poaceae. Gene Ontology annotation, molecular function: pre-mRNA 3'-splice site binding; metal ion binding.
GCCACAAACGCUGCUGGUUCGCUCGUCCUCUCUCUCUCGACGCGGCGGGCGCAGCUCUCCUCCGACCCUCCUCCGACUCAGGCUUCUUGUCAGCUCGACUGAUUUCAUAAUGGCAGAGCACUUGGCUUCAAUAUUUGGUACAGAGAAAGAUAGGGUCAACUGCCCAUUUUACUUCAAGAUUGGAGCUUGUCGUCAUGGGGAUCGCUGCUCUCGCAUCCAUAACAGGCCAACCAUAUCACCAACAAUUGUGCUCAUGAACAUGUAUCAGCGCCCUGAUAUGAUCACCCCUGGGGUUGAUGCUCAAGGCCAGCCGAUUGAUCCGCGCAAGAUGCAGGAGCAUUUUGAAGAUUUCUAUGAGGAUAUCUUUGAGGAACUGAGCAAGUUUGGUGAGAUUGAGACCCUCAACGUCUGUGAUAACCUUUCUGAUCACAUGAUAGGCAAUGUGUAUGUUCAGUUCAGGGAGGAAGAUCAGGCAGCAGCAGCUCAUACAGCUCUUCAGGGACGCUUUUACUCUGGUCGCCUGAUAAUUGUGGACUUCUCUCCUGUGACUGACUUCCGUGAAGCGACCUGCAGGCAGUAUGAGGAGAAUACCUGCACACGUGGUGGACACUGCAACUUCAUGCAUGUGAAGCAGAUUGGUAAGGAUCUCAGGAAGAAACUCUUUGGACGUUACAGGAGGUCGCAGCGAGGAAGGAGCCGCAGCCCAAGCCCACAGCAUAGGAGAGAGCGUCGUGACCGUGAUGACUACCGUGGCCGUGAGGAUUUUCGCCGUGGUGGUGAUGAUUUCCGCCGUGGUGGUGGUGGCGGCGGACGCCGGGGUGGGAGCAGCAGGUAUGAUAGGCAGGAUGAUGGAGGAAGGCGUAGGUAUGGGGGCAGCCCUCCGAGGCGUGCAAGAAGCCCAGUCAGGGAGAACAGUGAGGAGCGCAGGGCAAAGAUUGAACAGUGGAAUCGUGAAAAGGAGGCGAAGUAAUGGUGGCUAUCAUUGCUUGGGUGUUUCUUGUGCCAUUCUAUAUAUGAGGGCUUGCUCUGUAGUUGCUACUAUGUUUAAUUUGCUUCAGUUCGGUAUUUUAGGUAACUUCACCUCAGGACUUGAAAUUGUCACUGGUGUGCUGCCGGAAACCUUUUGUCUACAUAUUUGAACAUUCUAGUUAUUUCGAACUUGUGCUCAGUA